CGACCCACCCAAGGGCUCAUGAAGGGAGACAAGCGCGAGGAGCCUGAGCCGGGCCCCGAACCUGCGUCCCCCCCGCCGUCCACGGACGAGGAGGAGGCCCUGCUGGAGUUCCACCACUCCUACCGGGAGCUCUUCCAGUUCUUCUGCAACAAUACCACCAUCCACGGCGCGAUCCGCCUGGUGUGCUCGCAGCACAACCGCAUGAAGACGGCCUUCUGGGCCGUGCUCUGGCUCUGCACGUUUGGCAUGAUGUACUGGCAGUUCGGCCUGCUCUUCGGAGAGUACUUCAGCUACCCCGUCAGCCUCAACAUCAACCUCAACUCGGAGAAGCUCGUCUUCCCCGCCGUCACCGUCUGCACCCUCAACCCCUACAGGUACACGGAAAUUAAAGGGGUGCUGGAGGAGCUGGACCAAAUCACAGAGCAGACGCUCUUCGACCUGUACAAGUACAACUCCUCCAACACCCUCGUGGCCCACGCCCGCGGCCGCCGCGACCUGCGGGAGUCCCUGCCACACCCCCUGCAGCGCCUGCCGGUCCCGGCUCCGCCCCACGACUCCAGCAGAGUCCGCCGAUCCGGCUCCAGCCUGGAGGAAAAUAACCCGCCGGUGAACAGGAAGGACUGGAACGUCGGCUUCCGACUGUGCAACCAGAACAAAUCGGACUGCUUCUACCAGAGGUACUCAUCAGGGGUGGAUGCCGUGAGGGAGUGGUACCGCUUCCACUACAUCAACAUUCUAUCCAGACGGCGGGACUCUCCAUUGCUGGAGGAGGAAGCGCUGGGCAAAUUCAUCUUCGCUUGCCGCUUCAACCAGUUCUCCUGCAAUGAGGCGAAUUACUCCCGCUUCCACCACCCGAUGUACGGGAACUGCUACACUUUCAAUGACAAGAACAGCUCCAACCUCUGGAUGUCCUCCAUGCCUGGGGUCAACAACGGUCUGUCCCUGACGCUGCGUACAGAGCAGAAUGACUUCAUCCCGCUGCUGUCCACGGUGACCGGGGCCAGGGUGAUGGUACACGGGCAGGAUGAGCCUGCCUUUAUGGAUGAUGGAGGCUUUAACCUGCGGCCUGGUAUGGAGACCUCCAUCAGCAUGAGCAAGGAAACCAUGGACAGACUUGGGGGUGACUAUGGCGACUGCACCAAGAAUGGCAGCGAUGUCCCAGUGGAGAACCUUUACGGUACCAAGUACACGCAGCAGGUGUGUAUCCAUUCCUGCUUCCAGGUGAACAUGGUCAGGGAGUGUGGCUGUGCCUACAUCUUCUACCCGCCGCACAGGGGUGCGGAGUUCUGUGACUACAGGAAGCAUACUUCCUGGGGCUACUGCUACUAUAAGCUCCAGGACGCCUUCUCCUCAGACCGCCUGGGCUGUUUCACCAAGUGCCGGAAGCCAUGCAGGGUGACCACCUACAAGCUCUCUGCCGGUUACUCACGAUGGCCCUCGGUGACAUCCCAGGACUGGGUCUUCCGGAUGCUGUCCCGACAGAACAAUUACACCACAAAGAACAAGAGAGAUGGGGUUGCCAAACUCAACAUCUUCUUCAAGGAGCUGAACUACAAAACCAACUCGGAGUCUCCCUCUGUCACGAUGGUCACCCUCCUGUCCAACCUGGGGAGCCAGUGGAGCCUGUGGUUCGGCUCCUCCGUGCUGUCCGUGGUGGAGAUGGCUGAGCUCAUCUUUGACCUCCUGGCCAUCACGUUCCUCAUGCUGCUCCGGAGGUUCCAAAGUCAAUACUGGUCUCCAGGCCGAGGGGGCAGGGGAUCCCAGGAGGUGGCCUCCACUCCAGCCUCCUCCCUCCCCUCCCGUUUCUGCCCCCACCCCGCGUCCCCAUCCUCAUCCCCGCCGGGCCCGGCCACCUCCCUGGCCUUGUCAGCCCCUCCACCUGCCUAUGCCACCCUGGGCCCCCGCCUGGCUCUAUCAGGCUCCACGGAGGCCAGCUCCUCUGCCCACACUCCGGGGGAGCCCUGA
Mesoplodon densirostris (Blainville's beaked whale) is the source of this 1965-nucleotide messenger RNA. It is a transcript of the gene SCNN1A, whose product is annotated as sodium channel epithelial 1 subunit alpha. Bases 19 to 1965 code for a protein of 648 amino acids. The record is from RefSeq and is a predicted model, not a curated record. Gene Ontology annotation, molecular function: ligand-gated sodium channel activity. Gene Ontology annotation, biological process: sodium ion transmembrane transport. Lineage: Eukaryota; Metazoa; Chordata; Mammalia; Artiodactyla; Ziphiidae. Gene Ontology annotation, cellular component: membrane. The transcript has 12 exons.